AGGGGUUGUUGUUCCACGGUCCAGGAGAACCGGUCCGGGAGAGAGGAAGGUGGCAAGAUGGUGUUGGAAAGCACUAUGGUUUGCGUGGACAACAGUGAGUACAUGAGGAACGGGGACUUCUUACCCACGCGGCUGCAGGCCCAGCAGGACGCCGUCAACAUAGUGUGUCACUCCAAGACCCGCAGCAACCCGGAGAACAACGUGGGCCUCAUCACACUGGCCAAUGACUGUGAGGUGCUGACCACACUCACCCCUGACACCGGCCGCAUCCUGUCCAAGCUCCACACUGUCCAGCCCAAGGGCAAGAUCACCUUCUGCACCGGCAUCCGCGUGGCCCACCUGGCGCUGAAGCACCGACAGGGCAAGAACCACAAGAUGCGCAUCAUCGCCUUUGUGGGGAGCCCCGUGGAGGACCACGAGAAGGAUCUGGUGAAACUGGCUAAACGCCUCAAGAAGGAGAAAGUAAAUGUUGACAUUAUCAAUUUUGGGGAAGAGGAGGUGAACACAGAAAAGCUGACGGCCUUUGUGAACACCUUGAAUGGCAAAGAUGGAACCGGCUCUCAUCUGGUGACAGUGCCUCCUGGGCCCAGCCUGGCCGACGCCCUCAUCAGCUCUCCAAUUCUGGCUGGGGAAGGGGGUGCCAUGCUGGGUCUUGGUGCCAGUGACUUUGAGUUUGGAGUGGAUCCCAGCGCUGAUCCUGAGCUGGCCCUGGCCCUUCGCGUUUCCAUGGAAGAGCAGCGGCAGCGGCAGGAGGAGGAGGCACGGCGGGCAGCUGCGGCGUCUGCCGCGGAGGCCGGGAUUGCUGCGACUGGCACUGAAGACUCAGAUGACGCCCUGCUAAAGAUGACCAUCAGCCAGCAGGAGUUUGGCCGGCCCGGGCUCCCGGACCUAAGCAGUAUGACUGAGGAGGAGCAGAUUGCGUAUGCCAUGCAGAUGUCUCUCCAGGGUGCUGAGUUCGGCCAGGCGGACUCAGCUGACAUUGACGCCAGUUCAGCCAUGGACACAUCCGAGCCCGCCAAGGAGGAGGAUGAUUAUGACGUGAUGCAGGACCCCGAAUUCCUUCAGAGUGUCCUGGAGAACCUUCCAGGUGUGGACCCCAACAAUGAGGCCAUUCGAAAUGCCAUGGGCUCCCUGGCGUCCCAGGCCACCAAGGAUGGCAAGAAGGACAAGAAGGAGGAGGAGAAGAAAUGAGACUGGAGGGCAAGAAUAGCUGAGCCUGCUCAGGGCUGCCCUGGUGGGCGGGACACAAGGCUAGAUAGGUUGGUUAUCUGUACCAUUUAAGCUAAAUAAAGCUGUCAACUUUU
Molecule: messenger RNA, 1304 nt
Organism: Hipposideros armiger (great roundleaf bat)
Lineage: Eukaryota; Metazoa; Chordata; Mammalia; Chiroptera; Hipposideridae
Gene: PSMD4
Product: proteasome 26S subunit ubiquitin receptor, non-ATPase 4
Exons: 10
Coding region: 58-1191 (377 amino acids)
Biological process (GO): proteasome-mediated ubiquitin-dependent protein catabolic process
Cellular component (GO): nucleus; cytosol; proteasome regulatory particle, base subcomplex
Molecular function (GO): polyubiquitin modification-dependent protein binding
Source: RefSeq, a predicted model, not a curated record